This is a messenger RNA of Penicillium paradoxum, 3114 nucleotides long. RefSeq names its product serine/threonine-protein kinase. The transcript has 2 exons. The record is from RefSeq and is a predicted model, not a curated record. NCBI's taxonomy places the organism in Eukaryota, Fungi, Ascomycota, Eurotiomycetes, Eurotiales, Aspergillaceae. Gene Ontology annotation, biological process: protein phosphorylation; intracellular signal transduction; negative regulation of glycogen biosynthetic process. Gene Ontology annotation, molecular function: protein serine/threonine kinase activity; ATP binding. Gene Ontology annotation, cellular component: cytosol; cytoplasm; nucleus. Bases 1 to 3114 code for a protein of 1037 amino acids.
AUGACUGUCCAACGCUCCGCUGCCUCUCCUCGCUCUCGCUCGUCGUCUCGAGCUCACACCGGCCAUCCGUCCAUGAGCCGAAGUUUCACUGAUCUGGAGGAUCUACACCGGUUCCCACUAGAGUCGUUACAUUCAUUUUCCUUUGCCCAACAGUCCGAGGAGUUCCUUCACAGUCGCCAAAAUAUUCUCAAAAGAUCCAUGGAUUUCAUGCGCGACCGGAUGGGAUGGGCCGCGACAAAUGCUGGGAUCGCCAACGCACAAGCAAAUGCCAGUGGCGACACGGAGAUCCAAGGUAUGAUGGACCUUUUGGCCCGCGCACAUAUCCUCGAAACUCAGGAGCACCAAAACCAAGGCCGAGGACCCAUCACAGGACCCGCAGACAUCAACGGCGACAACAUCUUUGAAAAGGCGUUCUCAGAUGGCUCUUCGUCUCCAGUCAGCACCCGGGACAUAGCUCAGGAUUCCAUCGCUUCGGGGUCACACUCGUCCGAUAACCCUCACUUGAUGAGCCCGGUGCCCAGCGACCGUAUCUCCAACCAGAAAAAGGUCUCGGCACCUUCGUCUAGGCGCGUAAGCUUAAAACGUACAUACACGGACCUGAGCUCUGUAUCCCUCAAGAGAAAGCUGAUGGAAACUCUAGCGCAACCAUACACAUCUUCCGUGGACCCUUUCACGUCGCUUAACUCCUCGACUGCUGGAUUGGGAUUCCAGAUCCCCGCUCUUCAUGCCCAUAGCAGCAAAUGGACUCCCGCUUCCCAGGCCGUCUUUAGGACCGAAGCCAAGGCACCAUGGACCAUUCUGGCCGCUAAUGAUCUGUCAUGUCUUAUCUUUGGUGUUCUUCAAUCCGAAGUUCGCCGUCUUAGCAUUCUGGAAGUUGUGCAGAAAGAGCAUCGGCAAUGGCUUGAAGCUAAACUUCGAGAUCCCAGCACUGACGCCGCAGCACGCAUGCCCCUUCAACCCGAAAGAGCUAACAUCUCCGCCGUCAAUCCUAAAUUCCGUGGUCUCGGGAAUGGCGUGACUGCACAACUUCUCAGCAAACCAUCCUCACGCGAAAAGUCGCGCAGAGCGCAGACCGAUGACGGAUACGGAUCUAGCACGAGAAACGCCCGAAACAACAAUCAUCCGGCAAACAAAUCACGCGGGGUUUUGCUGUGUGGUGACGUCGUCCCGAUUCAGAAGCGCAAUGGGUCACGAGGGUCCGCUAGCGUCUGGGUCAUGGAGAAACGUGGUGGCCUGAUCUGGGUCUUGGAGGAAAUCACAGAAAAUGUCGCCUCCAUCCAGUGUGACGAUUUAUGGAAUGUUGUGGCUUCCCAAGGUGACUCCGAAAAAAUCUGGGGUCCAUCCGUUGCCCAAAAGGGCCAGCCGAUCACCACACUUCUACCUUGUUUGCCCUCGGUAUCGCUUGAAACAUCCCCCGCCAAGGGAUUGGCCAAAAUUGUGGAGUUGAAGCACUUUGCCGCCCGCACCGCGGCUGGCGUUUGUAUCCCUGUGACCGUCGGCAAGGGAGAAGGAGAUCGCACUCUUCAAGUCUCCAGCUUCCCUCAUGUCGCAGGUAUGAUGGUGUUGUCUUCUUCGACAUUGAAUGUUAUCAGCUCCAACUCUGUUUUCUCUUCGGCUCUGUUUGGACAGGAAAGACCGGAGGGACUCCAUAUCACCGACCUUGUACCCGACUUUGAUGAAAUUCUAGACGUCUUGACCGAGGAGGACAACGUGCCAUUGGUUGAUGGUAUUGUCAUCCCCGAACACAGCUUCCGACGGGCGCGGACACUUUCGAUUCUUCGCGACGGAAAAGCAAACGCUGCCUCUGUCUUUACAGAGCCAAGUGGUCUACUUGCCAAACACCGAGAUGGCUCGACCAUUGUUGUUGACAUUCAGCUGCGUGUCGUCAAGAGCGGCACCUUCUUUGCAAAGGAAAAGGCCGAGAAAACCAGCGAUCGCAGCAGCGACGACUCUGACGGGAGUGACGAUACAGUUGCCGUCACGGAGUUGGUCUAUGCUUUGUGGAUCACCUACUCGCGACAGAUCCACGCUGCUGGACCCGCUGCCAGCCUCUCGCCGACGUCUGUACCAAAUUCCAAGCCCACCUCGCCCACCCAUGACCCUGAUCCCUCAGAUCGCCCCUCUGACGCUAGCACUAACACCCAAACUCCCGAAACUCGCAAGACUUCGGUGGAGAUCCAAACUCCGACUUCCACGCUUAGCCAACAACUCAAUGAGGCUGCCUCUGAGCCUCUUACCGACCGUCCCGUGCAACCAAUCCCUCCGGUUUCCUCUGUUAACACGAAAAAUGACCCUCCGCUGAAACGGACCAUCAACGACUACGUAAUUCUGGAGGAAAUGGGACAGGGAGCCUAUGGACAAGUCAAACUAGCACGUUUAAAGAAAUCGCCCGGCACGAAGAUGGUGUUGAAGUAUGUCACGAAAAAGCGAAUCCUAGUCGAUACAUGGACUCGCGAUCGGCGACUCGGCACUGUGCCGCUGGAAAUCCACGUUCUCGACUUCCUGCGGCGGGAUGGACUCAAGCACCCCAACAUUGUGGAGAUGGAAGGCUUCUUCGAAGACGAUAUCAACUACUACAUUGAGAUGACCCCCCAUGGUCUCCCAGGAAUGGACCUCUUCGAUUAUAUCGAACUCAAGGCCACUAUGGAUGAGGCAGAGUGCCGGAACAUCUUCAAACAGGUUGCCAGUGCCGUCAACCAUCUACAUACGAAAGCACUCGUUGUACAUCGGGACAUCAAGGAUGAAAAUGUGGUCCUUGACGGAGAAGGACGGAUCAAGUUGAUCGAUUUCGGUAGUGCGGCCUACAUCAAGAAUGGGCCCUUUGAUGUCUUUGUGGGCACGAUUGAUUACGCUGCGCCCGAAGUCUUACAAGGACGGUCGUAUCGAGGCAAGGAACAGGACAUCUGGGCUUUGGGUAUCCUCCUCUACACCAUUGUCUACAAAGAGAACCCCUUCUACAACGUGGACGAGAUCCUUGACCACCCCCUUCGAAUCCCCUUCCUUCCUUUCUCGGAAGAUUGCAUUGACCUCAUCCGCACGAUGCUCGACCGCGACGUCGACAACCGACUCACCAUUACCGAAGUGCUUGAACACCCCUGGAUGGUGGAGAAAUGA